Haplochromis burtoni (Burton's mouthbrooder) is the source of this 3698-nucleotide messenger RNA. It is a transcript of the gene itgb1a, whose product is annotated as integrin, beta 1a. Bases 479 to 2917 code for a protein of 812 amino acids. Lineage: Eukaryota; Metazoa; Chordata; Actinopteri; Cichliformes; Cichlidae. Gene Ontology annotation, cellular component: cell surface; focal adhesion; integrin complex. The transcript is spliced from 17 exons. Gene Ontology annotation, molecular function: integrin binding; collagen binding involved in cell-matrix adhesion; C-X3-C chemokine binding. The record is from RefSeq and is a predicted model, not a curated record. Gene Ontology annotation, biological process: cell-matrix adhesion; cell migration; cell adhesion mediated by integrin.
CACAGGCAACUCUGGAAACUGAACACAUGUUGGAAUGCUGGAAUUAAAUAUCAACUAAAAACUCCAAGCUAUCAGUGUCUAUGAAAUGUAUCAGCCUUAAGCUGUGAAGACCUGUUAAAAGUUACGUAAUUGUCAUUACCAAUUAAAGUUAAUGACAGUAAAAGUACAGUAAAAGUGCAAAUGGAGGAGAGAGGAUUAGGAGAUACAUGAGCAGAAGCAAAGUCUGUGGGAUCCUUUCCUUUGGACUUGAGGCUACCCUUUUUCCUUUGAGCUGUGGACCGCCCUUUCCUGUUUUUCCUUCUUUUCCAUUCCCUCUUUUCACAGACUUAGAAGAACAGCCUUUCUGAGGGAACCAAGCACCCAGCCUUUAGCCACAAAGAGAGCUGUGACUCUGAGCAGCAACCAGUUCUUUGCAGCUCCACUGUAUGGUUUACCGUGUCUCCCUGUUUCUCUCCCUUGACUCCAGUGGUCAUUAUUCAUGGCAGUGCUUGCUGAAAUGGACCUGAAGGUGAUCUUGAUAUCUCUGUUGUUAGGAGUCUUUUGCUACUGUAAUCCUCAGAAAGAGGGGAACGAGUGCAUCAGUGCCAAUGCCAAACACUGUGGGGAAUGCAUCCAGGCUGGAGCCAAAUGUGGCUGGUGUGAACAGGAAAACUUCCUCAAACAGGGUGAAGCCUUGUCAACCCGUUGUGAUGAGGUAGAGUCUUUAAAAGACAGGGGUUGUAAUGAUUCGCAAAUUCAGAAUCCAACCGGCAAGAAGUGGGUCAUCACAAACAAGCGUGUGACCAAUCGCAAAAAGGUUACUGGGGUCGAAACCAAUAAACCAAAGCCAGAGGAAAUCACUCAGAUCCAGCCCCAGAAACUCAGACUCAACCUUCGAUCUGGUCAGCCCCAGUCUUUUGACUUGAAGUUCAAACGAGCUGAAGAUUAUCCCAUUGACCUGUACUACUUGAUGGACCUGUCCUACUCAAUGAAGGAUGAUCUGGAGAAUGUCAAGAACCUGGGAACCAGUCUCAUGUUGGAGAUGAAAAAGAUCACCAGUGAUUUUCAUAUCGGUUUUGGUUCGUUUGUGGAGAAGACGGUCAUGCCUUACAUCAGCACCACUCCAUCCAAGCUGCUAAACCCGUGCACAGGGGACCAGAACUGCACCAGCCCCUUCAGCUACAAGAAUGUCUUGAGUCUGACCAGUGACGGCAAUAUGUUCAACUCUCUGGUGGGCAAGCAGCAAAUCUCAGGAAACCUGGACUCUCCAGAGGGGGGCUUUGACGCCAUCAUGCAAGUGGCUGUUUGCGGGAAGGAAAUUGGCUGGAGGAAUGUUACGCGUCUGCUGGUGUUCUCCACUGAUGCCGGUUUCCACUUUGCUGGAGAUGGCAAACUGGGAGGCAUUGUACUGCCUAAUGAUGGAAAAUGUCACUUGGAGGACAAUGUGUACACAAUGAGCCACUAUUAUGAUUAUCCCUCAAUUGCUCACCUGGUCCAGAAGCUAAGCGACAACAACAUUCAGACUAUCUUUGCAGUCACAGAGGAGUUUCAGCCUGUGUACCAAGAACUGAAAAAUCUGAUACCAAAGUCUGCAGUGGGUACACUGUCUGCCAACUCCAGCAAUGUAAUCAACCUCAUCAUAGACGCUUACAAUUCUCUCUCAUCUGAAGUUAUUCUAGACAACAGCAAGCUCCCAGAGGGAGUGGAGAUAGAAUACAAAUCACAGUGUAAGAACGGAGUGGUUAACGACAAGGACGAUGGACGAAAGUGCUCUAAUAUCUCAAUUGGAGAUGAGGUCAACUUUAACAUCACUGUGACAUCUAAGGGCUGUCCAAAUGAAGGCAAGAGUGAGACCAUCAAGAUAAAGCCCCUGGGAUUCACAGAGGAGGUGGAGAUUAUCCUCAACUUCAUCUGUGACUGUCAAUGCCAGAAUAACGAUGUUGUUAAAAAAAGCGAAAAGUGCUCCUUAAAUGGGACCUUUGAGUGUGGAGCGUGCAGGUGUUUUGAAGGCCGUGUGGGUAGAAAUUGCGAAUGCAGCAGCAACGACAUGGCUACAGACGACAUGGAUCAGACCUGCCGUAAAGACAACAGCACGGACAUCUGCAGCAACAACGGAGAAUGCGUGUGCGGCACAUGCGAGUGCAAGAAGAGACCCAACCCAGAGGAAAGGUACAGCGGCCAGUUCUGCGAGUGUGACAACUUCAACUGUGAUCGCUCUGAAAACAAACUGUGUGGAGGGAAUGGACGAUGUGUGUGCAGGGAGUGUAUCUGCGACCCCAUGUGGAGCGGUAGAGCCUGUGACUGUUCUCUGGACAACAGCACAUGUUUGGCCACCAACAAGCAGAUCUGUAACGGCAGAGGAAGAUGUGAGUGUGGCGUUUGCAAGUGCACAGACCCCAAGUUCCAGGGUCCCACAUGUGAAACCUGCCCUACCUGUCCAGGAGUCUGCGCUGAACACAAACUGUGUGUCCAGUGCCGGGCGUUUGGCACCGGUGAGAAGAUGAAAACAUGCAAAGAGGAGUGCAGCUACUUUAACCUGAUUACAGUGAAGGACAGGAACAAGCUGCCGCAGCCCAAUGACUACCCUUACCCCGUGAUGCACUGCAAGGAGAGGGAUGCCAAUGACUGCUGGUUCUACUAUACCUACGCUGUCAACGACACGGAAAGGGAAGUCCAUGUGGUCGACAAGCUGGACUGCCCCUCCGGUCCUGACAUCAUCCCCAUUGUGGCCGGCGUGGUCGCAGGCAUUGUCCUCAUUGGCUUAGCCCUGCUGCUGAUCUGGAAGCUGCUGAUGAUCAUCCACGACAGAAGAGAGUUCGCCAAGUUUGAAAAGGAGAAGAUGAACGCCAAAUGGGACACGCAAGAGAACCCCAUAUACAAGAGUCCCAUCAAUCAGUUCCAGAACCCAAACUAUGGACGUAAAGCUGCUGUUCUUUAAGGUGAAAAUCCAAUCUACAAAAGCGCCGUGACGACUGUGGUCAAUCCCAAAUAUGAAGGCAAAUGUUAGCUCCACAGUUCAGCUCUGCUAUCAAGUAUCCGACAGCCGCAGCCUUUACCGUAGCUUUGAGUUCUGACAGGAGCGUGCGGAGGAAUUUAUGUGCAUUUUUUUUUCCUAUUUGCUUUAUCAUUACAGUGUAUACAUUUGCCCACUGAUUCAGUAUUUUUACUAACACUUGAUGAUAUGAUUUUUAUGCAUUUGUUGUAUUUUAGAUGUACAGUAUGUGUAUAUACUUUUAAGUUGCGUAUUAGUUCUCCUGCCGCUGGACUGGUACGGGCAGAGGACUUGGCUUUUUUUUAGCAACACAGCGUAGACGCCAUGGAUAAUAUAACACGUGCACAACACUCCUUCAGCUUCUGUCUGUCUCUACUCGUCUGUCUCUGUCUGCACUGACCUCCUGUGAGUUUCUGUAUGUUUGCUGACAGGGCCUGAGUUUAAUAUGUAAAUUCUUGGCCAUAUCAGGACAGUAUGCCGGUGUGUAUAUAUCGAAAACAACUGCAAUAGGAAGUACUGAGUAAUGUUGAGCAUUCGACUUAGAUUAGGCUAUUGCACAGUCUAUCAUACAGUAUAUAUUAUAUUGAGUGCGGCGUAAGAACAUCUAGUGAUUCAAAUAUCAUUAAAGGGAAUGCAUACCACUUGUUCAGAUUUUGAAAAUGUGGUGGUAAUGAACAAUCAAUGGAGUUUUAUUACUAUAAAAUAAAUUACUGCUUAACUAAUGAGA